Messenger RNA from Danio rerio (zebrafish), 1339 nucleotides. It is a transcript of the gene dusp14, whose product is annotated as dual specificity phosphatase 14. Gene Ontology annotation, molecular function: hydrolase activity; protein tyrosine phosphatase activity; protein tyrosine/serine/threonine phosphatase activity. The record is from RefSeq and is marked provisional. Lineage: Eukaryota; Metazoa; Chordata; Actinopteri; Cypriniformes; Danionidae.
GUCAAACGCACCAUAGAUACGCGCGCGCGCUCACCUCCAUCACGGGGAAGCGCGUGGAGUUGUCAGAUUUUUACGGAAUAAUCCCGAAUAUCAGCUUGUUUGCGUUGAGACGGAGAUAAAUUGUGCCGUCAAGUUAGUAUUAUUUCAGAGGACAAUAUCUUGUGUGUGAGGUGCACCCAAUGCUGUGCAUGAUAUCAUCAUUCCCUUUGAGAUGACCGAGGAGAACUGAAAGACACCCUGGCGCCACCUCAAGGUUUCUACUUCUCUGUCUCCUGCCUCCGCUCCUCUAUGGGUUCCCGAAGUCAGGGCUUCUUCCACCACCAAGACCACCAUCACCAGCAUCAUAACCACCACCACCAUCACCACCACCGCAGUUCAGUGGUGCCCACCACCAUCCCCCGCCUGCUGCCUGAAGCCACCAGCCUACUAGGAGGCAUCGCCCAAAUCACUCCCUCUCUGUUUCUGGGACGGGGGAAUGUGGCGUCUAAUCGAAGCCUCCUCCUGUCCAAAGGGAUUACCUGCGUGGUGAAUGCCACCAUCGAGCUGCCCAACUUCAACUGGCCCCACAUGGAGUAUGUAAAAGUGCCGCUCGCUGACAUGCCUCACUCCCCGAUCUCGCUUUAUUUCGACAGUGUAGCGGAUAAGAUCCACAGUGUGGGCCGCAAGCGGGGAGCUGUGCUGGUGCACUGUGCAGCCGGUGUGAGCCGCUCUGCCUCGCUCUGUUUGGCCUACCUCAUGAAGUACCACAGAGUUUCCUUGGCUGAGGCCCACGCCUGGGUCAAAGCCCGUCGACCUGUCAUCCGCCCUAAUGGUGGGUUCUGGCGACAACUGAUUGAGUACGAGAGGAAACUGUUUGGCAGAAACUCUGUGAAAAUGAUCCAGACGCCAUACGGAGUCAUUCCCGACGUGUAUGAGAGGGACCGCAGGAACUUGGCACCUUACUGGGGCUUGUGAACAGGGCCUGGUUCAUUUGUGGAGGACUGGUCUGAUCUUUGACGCUUACGUCUUCCUGCCUCUUUCUGUACAUCCAAGUGUCCCACCUGCCAGAGAAUGAAGCAAGAUGUCAAUUAUUAGGAGGAAAGAGUCUGGAUUCCGGAGUGAAUGCUGAAAUGAGUCUUGCUGAUGAUGAUAAUGGUUUUAGGAGCACUUUGGGAAGCAAGCAGGGAGCUGAGGAUCAGGAGUUCUGUCCUUGUUUGAGAGUUGGCAGUGGUAAUGUUUGUUUCAGUUUGGUUGUCGUCUUUGUCCAGAGGCAGCCAUCUGAUAAUAACCAUUGGUAGCAUAUAAAAAAAUUAUAUUAUACAAUUCUAUAAAGAUGUAUUUAAACUUAUGCAGAAAAAAA